AUGAAGCUGAAAUUCUUAAGCAAAAUCCUUUACACUCUUUUACUGAUAACAUGGCUCUGCAAUGACAUUAUUUAUGGAAAAUAUAUGCUUCAGCUUUGUAAUAUAGAUUUCGUGAAAAAAUUCAAUAAUCCUGAACCUUUAAACCAUUUUAGAAGGCUGGUGUAUCAUCGAAGACAAGGUUUUAAUGCGACAAAUUCCAUAGAAAAUCUAAAAAUCAAAGAAGAAAUGCAGUAG
Ambispora leptoticha is the source of this 234-nucleotide messenger RNA. Lineage: Eukaryota; Fungi; Glomeromycota; Glomeromycetes; Archaeosporales; Ambisporaceae. The record is from the annotation of a GenBank genome assembly.